This is a messenger RNA of Mollisia scopiformis, 870 nucleotides long. RefSeq lists its product as uncharacterized. Gene Ontology annotation, biological process: tRNA-type intron splice site recognition and cleavage; tRNA splicing, via endonucleolytic cleavage and ligation. Gene Ontology annotation, cellular component: tRNA-intron endonuclease complex. The record is from RefSeq and is a predicted model, not a curated record. Bases 150 to 719 code for a protein of 189 amino acids. NCBI's taxonomy places the organism in Eukaryota, Fungi, Ascomycota, Leotiomycetes, Helotiales, Mollisiaceae. The transcript has a single exon. Gene Ontology annotation, molecular function: nucleic acid binding.
UGAAGCUAACCACGAUAGUGUAUUUUUAAAGUUGGGGGAAAACCCACCGAACUCGUAAUCGGCACCGUAUUGGAUAAACGAAACGGAAGGGUACGAAAAUAUGCGAAGAAACAUUUUUGAUAUCGACUUUCGAGUUAAACUUCCACAGAAUGACACCCUCUGCUACCGCUGACCUGCCGCCGGCAUCAUCUCUUCAGGAGAUCUUGGAGUCCUCAAAGUCUAGCAUUGAGGGUUCUCCUCAUCCCGUAUACCUGCAUAACCUUGCCUCGACGAUUAUUCAUGAUCUGCAGUUCCAGCAUGACUGGACAGCUCUGUCCGUCCAUAUACAUUCGACCCUAACCAACGAUCCUCUUCCACGACCUAUCAUAUCCGGUCUCCCACCUAAAAGAGCUUAUAUUCAUCCAGAUGAGCAGAUUGAAAUUAUAAAGGAGGAGCACAAGACUGGUGAAAAGAUUAUACACAAGCCAGAGAGGGAAUGGGUGUUACCGAGUCAUAUCCAAGAGAAAUGGAGUCUGGCAAAGUUUGCUGCAGUAUUUGAUGGACUCGACGUGGUACCUUCAGGGACCGGAGACAAUCACGACGAGGAAGAAAAUCCAAUAGGCCAACAAUGGAGGGGCAAGAACAGACAGAAGAGAUUGCUCUUGGCUACUCUACACGAUGAUAGUACGGUUGUCUACUACAUUGUGCAUGAUGGCAUUGUCAAGCCAAGACAGAAUUGAGCGAAUAUGUCUAAUCAUUGCUACUUCUUUGCUUCGAACACCACUUUCUGGAUCUGCAUCUUGUUGAAGAUAUCAUAUGCUUCGAACACCACUUUCUGGAUCUGCAUCUUGUUGAAGAUAUCAUAUGCUUCGAACACCACUUUCUGGAUCU